Molecule: messenger RNA, 5960 nt
Organism: Lymnaea stagnalis (great pond snail)
Lineage: Eukaryota; Metazoa; Mollusca; Gastropoda; Lymnaeidae
Source: the annotation of a GenBank genome assembly
ACCUUCAUCUUGGUGACUCUAGAAGUUUCAUGAAUCACUGUAGGCCUUAUAAAUCUGUAGUUCCGUGACCGUUAGAGCUGAAUCAUUCAUAUACACACAGCUUGGUGCCUUUUAAAUGUAUCACUUAACCUCAGCUAUAAGUACAGAAAUAAACUGUGAGUCAGAUACGCGUUGGCAGUGAUCAUAAACAGAGCAACUUCUUAUUAUUAGAAUCUUUCUUCUUUUGCGUCUGACCUACGAGUUGACAGUCUCGUGAGAGUGCUUCAUUCAUAAGUCAGCCAUUAAAUGAUGGUGUCUUCAGUUAAAAAGUGGAGACCUUACCGUCCACUUCCAGUUAACACUAGUUCUAAUAAUUCAUCUGUAACACAGAGAAAAAAUAGGUCUACGAGACUUCCAUGUAAAUUUCACACUAUAUUUGAUGAACCAAGCUUCAUUGAAGAAGAUUCAGGAAGAUUUCCAGCUUUUAAAGGUAGGUCGGCCCACUUAGUCACUUAGUGACUUUACUUUUUACUUAUUAUUACUAGUUACUCAGAAGUUACUGCUACUCUAUACUAUGUAAUAUAUUCUUAACUACACAACAAUGCUAUGCUAUUAAUAAUUAAUUUAAUUAAUAUCAUGUUUGCGAAGUACAACUUAAUUAAAACUUAGUCGCGUUGGCCUUAGUUCCCUUGGCCUUGGGCAGAAAGUUGCUAUUAGUAUUAGUCAUAUGUCUAUUACUGUUACUUUGACUUUGACAUUGUUUGUAAUUGUACCAUUAUUAGUGGACACUCCACUGAACUACACUGUGUCCAAACAGUAAACAGGCUAAGCCUUCUACUCAAAACUUCUCGUACUAAUGGAGGACUUGUUAAAAUAGUUUUAAUAUGAAAGCCUUAGCCCCAGGCCACUUAGGCUUAGGCCACUCAAGUUCAAGACAAACCAGAAGAGGAUCUUCCAAUUAGUAUUAGACUUAGACCUAUUAUUAUAUAUUAAAUUAUUUAUAUUGUUAUCUUUGGGCAAAGUAACUUGUUACAUCAUAAUUUAUAGUUAAUAGGCUAUAUAUAUUAUAUUUUAAGAUAAACAUUUGUCUGUAUCAACUGUAUGAGUUCUGAGUAAGUUUGUUAGCUCUGCAUUAGUCUGCAUGUUUCUACAGGAAACUUUUUAAAAUUUUAUGAGUAGGAUCCUUAUUUAAAAUUAUAAAUAUAAUUUCAAACAUAGUCAUAGAUCCAUAGGUUGUUGCAUGGAUGAAUGGAUCUAGAUUGAACUUAUUAAUAAAAUAAUAGGCUCGGUAGCCAUACCCUUUAUGGUCAUAUUGAAAAAACUAUGAAUUUAAAAGCAAUUAUAAUUAUAUUCACUCCAUUAAACUCGGUUCUGUACUAAGAAUUUUCCAUAAAGUUUGAUUCUUUAUAAGGGUAUUUCUCUGGAAUUUUUUCACACGGUUUUGAUGGGAAAUCUUUUAAAAGUAACAGUUUUUUUUUUUUAAAUUUUUGUUGUUAGUUGCAGAAUCUUUUUUCUAGCAAUCCUGGACAAAGCCGGUAUAUUGGCUUGUUAAUUAAAAAUAUAAUAUAGUAAAGUAUGCCUGGGCUGGGCUAGUUUAGUUGAAUUUAUAAGUCAGCCUAUAUAACAAACAUUUUUCAAUAAUCCUAGACUGAAACAUGUUGCCUGUUGCAAUUACAUGACUUUAAGUUAUUAUACUAUACUUAGACAGUCUUAUCAGCCCUAUCACUACAUCAAGUUAAAAGCAAUAAAAAUCAAUUUAGUAAAUUUAAGACUAAAUGAGCCUGCAUAGCAGGGGUAGGGCAACCUACAACUAAUUAAUUUUAAUGCCCUCUGCACAAACAUUAUAGAAUAUACUGUUUCAAACAGUAGUAGAGUUGUAUGUUUGGUAAGUUACUAUGCCUGCUUCAGAAGCAGUCUGCUUAUCAAUUUUAAUGGAAGCUACCCCUUUGGCGUUCCUAGGGUAGCCAGAUGCUCCACCACUAUGAUGAACCAUUUUAGGUUUGCCACUUAACAGCGAAUUUCUGCGGGGUGGGGGGGGGGGCGGUGUUUAUGAAUGGGAUUCCCGGUAGGCCCAAAGAGAUUCAUCUCUGGCCACUAGUGCCAUUCCUUUUGAAUGAUUUUCAGUAUUUAUUAUCCUCUUCGGGAUCUGAUUUGGUGAUAUUUGCAUUUUUCAAAGAAAAAUAAACCAAAAUUGAAUUAAAGUACUUGCUCCACCACUAUGAUGAACCAUUUUAGGUUUGCCACUUAACAGCGAAUUUCUGCGGGGUGGGGGGGGGGCGGUGUUUAUGAAUGGGAUUCCCGGUAGGCCCAAAGAGAUUCAUCUCUGGCCACUAGUGCCAUUCCUUUUGAAUGAUUUUCAGUAUCUAUUAUCCUCUUCGGGAUCUGAUUUGGUGAUAUUUGCAUUGUUCAAAGAAAAAUAAUACAAAAUUGAAGUAAAGUACUAUGAUAGAGAUUCAUAAGAUAUAGAAGAAGAAGAAGAAGAUUCAGCUUGUUGUCAGUGGCUGUGACUGUUUAUGUUGUCUCUAUUAACAAUUGUUAUAUUUACUUUCAGGAAUGCUGAGUUUUACUGGAAAUUCAAGAUUAUUUGACCCUUUCAACGAAACAGAUUUUUUCAUGUUUGAUAGCAUUCGACCGGGAACACAUCGCAAAUAUGAUGUAACCCAUCCUUCAUUGUCCAGGCCCCUUAGAGAUUCCUUAUUAAAAGAGGAGCCUGAUUCACUGUCUUCUAAUGUCAGGAUUAUCCCCAUUUAUGUAGAAAAUAGGCUCAAAAAUAGUGCUAAACAAUCUUCAGUGAGAUCAGUGUCACCAAUAAUUGUAGAUGAUGAGAAAUAUUCUACAAGAGACUUAUUUAACUCAAAACUGCAGAAAUCAGAUUCAUCAGUAAUUCUCAUUGAUGAGGAUGAUAAGCACCAGUCCAGUAAUGUUACAAGUAAAUCUGAACCUCUCCAAAAAGAUUCAAAAUUACUUUCACCUCAUAAAACUGAAGAGAAAUGUGAGCCGAAGCAUCCUGUCAAAAACACUCCACCAGGAAGUCCUUUGGAAAAGUCGCAGGAACUUGUCAAUAAAAACAGUUCAUCUACAAGCAUUGACUCUAUUGAAACUGAUGAAUUAUGUGUAGAAGACAGUGGAGCUAUUUAUGUCAAGAAAGGUAAUGCAGAAAAACAUGUCAAUCCUGCUCCAAGUUACCCAAUUUAUUCAGUAUUGAAAGAGCUCUUGGCCAAAGAGAAUCGUCAGGUGGAUUAUAUUAGAGGUGAUGGGAACUGCUUUUUCAGAGCCAUUAGCAAAAUUAUGUAUGGAAAUGAUGCUUUCCACAAGGCAGUCAGGACUCUCAUUGUGGACAUAAUUGCAACCAAUAAAUUAAAAUUUGCACAGUUUGUGGAUGGUGAAGAUGUACAGGUACUUUGUUUGUUUAUUUUUUCAAUAAAUUAUAAGAAAAUAGACAUCAUUUAUUUUUAUUUAUGGGUUAUAUGGGCUAUGGUUAGAAAAUGGGAAAGUUUUGUACCAUGGCUUUCAUAUUAACCAUGUUAAAAGACCAUUGGCAGAUAGCAUUUUUAAUGUUCAGGUGUGAAACAGGAAUGUUAAAUAUUUAUAUCAGUUCCAUAUAAAGACCUUAAAAAAGUACUUUAGUCACAAAAUACCCAUUUUCAGAUGUUCAAGUUCAAAUAUUUUCGUCUUGUGAUCAUUUUUAUAUUUUGUCAUGUUUAAAUGAAGGACUUGCAUACAUUUUAAUGUCUUCAAAUGUAUGCAGUACACUUGGCUAAAUGGGAUAAGAAAAGGUCACAGUUAAGAUUGAUUUUGACAAAAUGUGACUUAAGUACUUUCAGCACUAGGGUCUUCAUAUAUAUAUAGUCAAAAAUUACAUCACAUUAUUUUUAUACUUGGUUUUAAUGUUUAAUUUUAAAUUACUAUUUUGUGUCUGUCUUUUUAGUUUUAUGUGAGCCACUCAUAAGACCAUCUAGAUGAGUCAGUUGAUUUAUUCUUAACAUGAACCAUGCUUAAUUUCAAAAGUCAUUUGCCAAUGAUAUACUGGAAUCAAGAUAAAGCCCUUAUUCUUUAGUAAAUCUAAUUAACUUACUGAUAUGAUAAUGAACUAGAGAUAUUACUUUUUACUGUCUCCUUCAACCUAACUUGAAUAUUCUACACCCCUUUCUUAAUGUAUGAGAGGUUCAUUCUAAAAGACUUGUACUUGUAGAUAUUAUUAUUAAUUAAAAGCUGUUUUUAUUACAUGUGAGGGUAAUUAAUUCUUCAUUUUUCGUACAGGUGCAUGUUGAGAGAAUGUCUGAAGACCACUGCUGGGCAACUACCUGUGAGAUCUACGCAGCUGCAACCUUGUUACAGAGAGACAUUUAUAUGUUCACUCCAAACCAUUUAAAUGAUAAGUACUCAUGGCUCCUCUUUCAACCUGUCUUCAAGCGGACAUUGGCUGAGAGUGAGUUAUCAACUCAUCCUUGUUGUUACGUCACAUUGUGUAACACCAAUGGCAAUCAUUAUGACCGUAUUGUGCCUGACCAUGGAGGCUGCAACUGUUUUCUACCUAAUCCACAGCUUGAUGGAAUAUGUGCUAGUGUUGACCUAACUUCCUUGUAGAAUUGUUUUUAAAAAUAAACUUAUAUGGGACUUGUUGAGGGUACAUGUGUUUGAGUAUUGUUAGUAUGAUUUUUUAAACGAAUUCCUAAAUAUUGCCUUAGUAUUCUAUCAUAAUUUUUAACAUCUUUGACUGAAUUUCAGCUUUUCAAAUACAAAAGCUAACACGAAUUAACCAUAUCUAUAUAAUUAUUACACUUUAAUUAACCAGUAUAUUUAAUUGUUGUUUUUUGUUUGUUGUUGUUUUGUUGGUUUUUUUUUUGGGUGGGGGGUGUUGUUGCUGCUAACACUUCUUGUGUUUUUCCCUUACUUUUUGAAUUUUCACUAUUGAUUUUCUCAUCAAUAACACAAUGUAUGUUAGGACUUGAAAGGAAAUUAAAUUCCUUCUCCUAUAAGGCUUACAUUACAUUUUUGUUUUUUAUAAUUAUAAAUUAUAGUAGAAGUAAUUAGCAUUUAAAAAAUCUUGCAUUUUAGUUUUCAUUUAUUGAAAACAUGAGUUAUAAAUUAUAAAAUUAUUAGAUAUACUAUCGGUCAACCAUCAUAGAGAAUUAACAUCUUAUGGAAAUUUAUGUCCUUGAUUAAAUGAUAUAAUUCAAUAUCACUAAAAAUGAAUCUUAAACUUAAUUUUAUUAAUAUUCUGGGUCAGAUUAGACGUGUUUUUAAAGUUGAUAACCAACCCAGUUUUAGGUUUGGAUGUGUUGUUGAAGUAGAAAGGCAGUGAAUAUGGUAAGAUUUCUGGACCUCAAAAGUAAAUACACAGAAUUAAAGAAAAGGCAUUGGUCCUGAGAUUUGAUCUAGUCUUCUGUCUUAGGUUUCUACAAAGGAGGGUUGUGUUAGUGAAACUUAAAUCUAACUCUCUUCCUGUAGUGUUCCUUGUUUUUUUAAAAAAAAAUUCCAUGAUUAUAGAACACUUACGUGGUCCAUAGUAAAAAAAAAAAAGGUAAUUUUAUCAAUUUCUUUGGUCAGGUAUUCUGCAAAUGGUUAACCUUUAACCUAGCUUAGUAUUAUCAUGUCAAUGUUCUUACAAUAUAUGUGUGAGACUUAGUCAAACAAUUCAUAGGAGGUGGGAAAUAUAGAAAAUAUUGGGAAACCCUGUUUAAUGUAACAUAUGUUACAUUAUUAUUUAUACUGUUUUUUUUUAUAAAUUACUUCUUUAAAAAAAUUAGCAGCUUUAACAUUGUCAUAGUAGUUAGUUGAAUGUUGCUACAUCCUGCACUAUGUGUAGCUCAACAAGCCAGUUUAAAAUGUUGUCAUUUUUGUACAAAGUAAUUGAUGUCAUUUUCACAUGGUACAAACUGCUUAAUGUAACUGGUCAUUUAUUUGUACUUGUGCAGUCAUUUGUAUAGUGUGUACAUAUUCAUUGAUCACAAUAAAUGCAAAUAUUUUGUCUUUCAAGU